AUGCUUCGUGCUGGCAUCCGACCUUCCACCCUACUAAUUCGACGUUCGACUGCCUAUACCCGAGCAUUGAAAGCGUUGCCUUCGAGCACACCAUACCACGGCCUCCCGGAUGCUAGAGGAUCCCUCGUUCAAGAUCAGACCCGAUGGAUAACGUCUGACAGCCGGCGGCCUCAGCCAUCCGGCCAGCCGAACAAGCAAAAAGAGGCAUUCUGGCAGACAUUGCGUCGUGCAUUACGAUUUUCCAGCAUCUUCCGCGGGCAGAGUCUCAGGAAGCUCUUCCGAGAAAGCCCAGAGGAGACUGUCCUGGCUGUAUUGCUGCUUUUGGCGACGUCUGGAGCCGUCGCAUAUGCCGUCUACAUGUACUUCAACUAUUUCUAUGCCGAGCAGUUUACCAGAUACCCGCCAGACGUGGCCAAGUCUCUCCGACGCGCCCUCUACUAUAGCAACCACCAGCCGGACCCGAAGCUGGCGCUCAAGUACUACAGGCUUGCUCUCGAGCAGUGUACCGCUCAUGGCCUCGACCCCUUCUCCAACGAUGUCAUUGGGAUCAAGAUUCAGCUUGCGGCGUGGCUCGAGAAGAUGGGCAACAUUCCUGGUGCGAUUCGCGUCCUGGAUCUGGUCCUCUCAGAGAACAAGAAGUGGCUGAGCUUGGUUGAGACAAGCCCUGAGAGAUUACCAGGAGCACCUCGCCCGGGACCCAUAGUCGGAGAUGAUCAGUCGGCACAAUCGAUUACACAAGAGGACUUUGAGCAGUGGGUCAGAUCUUCUCGCGCCCGUGUGCUGCUCAAGUCCUGUCAGAUCAGCGUCAAGCUAGGGACGUUGUAUGCGGAGGAGCAUGUCUUGGACAACGACAAGUCACAUGAACACCUGAUGUGGGCUGUUGAGACGGCCCUCACAGAGUUCCAGCGAAGGGCCUCGGACGGUACCAAGGACGGCGAGGGAUCGUGGCUGACGCCCGAGGAGAUUGGUGGUGCAUUGGAGUCCCUGGGCAACAGCUACGAGAGGAAAGGGCAGUUUGACCUCGCCCUGCCACUCUUCUUCCAGGCACUUCGGCUCUGCCGAGAUCAAUGUCACCUUGCAGUAAUCAUGAACAAUCUUGCUGCAUCGUUUGCGCAACAUCCACCUCGCCCACCUUACGAAACACUAGCCGGCAUCGUUCCCGGCCAAGACGGCAAGGAAUCACCAACCCCAGCAGCCUCAGGUCAGACCUGGACACGAAAGGAACACCUCGAAUCUGCCGCGAGGUGGGCAAAAAACGCACUCAAGCACGCAAAAGAGCCCACGGGAGAGGCGCGGACUCCAGAAUGUGACCAGGCUUGUGCCGUUGCGCUUGUCAACCUUGGAGACAUUGCGAUGAUGUCUGGCGACUAUAACGUGGCUCGUCGAAAAUAUGAACGUGCCAUCCAGGUCAGCGAGGAGAACAGCUUUGCCGAGGGCGUAAAGCAGGCUCAGGCGGGGUUGGCGCGGCUUUCACAGUGA
Cryphonectria parasitica EP155 is the source of this 1479-nucleotide messenger RNA. RefSeq lists its product as uncharacterized. Gene Ontology annotation, biological process: protein quality control for misfolded or incompletely synthesized proteins. Gene Ontology annotation, molecular function: misfolded protein binding. Gene Ontology annotation, cellular component: i-AAA complex. The transcript has 4 exons. The coding region runs from base 1 to 1479 and encodes 492 amino acids. The record is from RefSeq and is a predicted model, not a curated record. Lineage: Eukaryota; Fungi; Ascomycota; Sordariomycetes; Diaporthales; Cryphonectriaceae.